AUGGCUCGGGUUAGGGAUCCCCACGGUGACUGCGAGCCAGAGGAGGUGUCGGACUGGUCCUUUGAUGAAAACUGUCUCUUCUGCUGUUUAAGGCGCGAGAAAUACAAGUUUUUCUGGGGACCGCUGGAGCCCGAGGGACCAGGUUUAGUCGAUGACCUGGUCCCUCUCCACCUCGAGCUGGCCUAA
Molecule: messenger RNA, 186 nt
Organism: Menidia menidia (Atlantic silverside)
Lineage: Eukaryota; Metazoa; Chordata; Actinopteri; Atheriniformes; Atherinopsidae
Source: the annotation of a GenBank genome assembly